CAGUCCAAUCCACCUCACAGGGUUGUUGUUAUACAGAUAAUAGCAAGUGGUGUUGGGUAUGUUCCGUUCCUUGAGUUAUUUGUAAAAAACGAUAAAGGAGGGCUAUAAAUACAAUAAACUCCAAAAAACAAAAAUUAAGACAAUGUAUAUCACAUGUUCCGACUCAUGUCGCUGAUUAAAAAGAUCUGUCCAUUCAACCAAUGGCCGCAUAGUCAGAGCAAUUCAGGUGCUCAUGCUCAGAAACUUCUUAUAAACGAGCAAAACCUACCUGCUCGGUCCGAGCUCUCUGCUCACCUGUUCAAGCUUGGGGGAGGCGAUCUCCCUUUCUCCGCCCACCUCCCCACCCCUCGCAGCUUCCCAGGCUUUCCCGCCCACCCAGGACCUGCAGCGCCGCCGGCAGCCGAAGGAACGGCCGAGAUGGCGGUGGAGGGCUGGGACUGCCCCGCCACGCGCGCCCGCCUGGAGGCCGCCUACUUCCCGCCGGGCUGCAGCGGCCAGGAGCUGGAGGACUUCUGGGCUUUCUUCCGGCGCCUGCGGGGCUUCUGCGAGCGGCGGGGCUCCGGGACUCGGGACCGGCCAGCCUACGAUCCCGAGUGCCGCCUGAACCUGCAGCUGCCCCGGCGAGAGGCGAGAGGCGUGUCUCCGGCGCUCACGCGCCGCUUCGGCCUGGCGUUGCUCCGCUUCCUGGACUUUGCGCAGCGGCGGAGCUUGGCCCGGCUGGCGCGGCUGCAGCGGGAGCGCGCCGCCCUGCCCAUCGCCCGCUCCCGGGAGUCGCUGCUGGCCGCCCUGGCGCGUAGCCCGGUGGUGCUGGUGGCCGGGGACACGGGCUGCGGGAAGUCCACGCAGGUGCCCCAGUUCCUGCUGGCCGCCGGCUACGCCCACGUGGCCUGCACCCAGCCGCGGCGCCUGGCUUGCGUGGCCCUGGCCCAGCGCGUGGCCCGCGAGAGCCUGGGGCGCUUCGGGGACCAGGUCGGCUACCAGAUCCGCUUCGACAGCGCCCGCUCGCCGGCCACGCGCAUCGUCUUCCUGACCGAAGGGCUGCUCCUGCGCCAGGCCCAGCGGGAGCCCACGCUGCCCGCCUACCGGGUGCUGAUCGUGGAUGAGGUUCACGAGCGGCACCUGCACUGCGACUUCCUGCUGGGCGUCCUGCGUCGCCUUUUGCCUUCCCGGGCUGACCUCAAGCUGGUGCUCAUGUCUGCCACCAUCAACAUCCAGCUCUUUGCCGACUAUUUUGGAGACGCUCCUGUGAUCCAGGUUCCUGGACGCCUCUUCCCCAUCACGGUCAUCUAUGAACCCAUCCGCCCUGAGGAAAGCAGCCGUGGGCGCAGGGAGCAACUGGGCGUCCAGCCCUUCCUGCGGGUGCUCCAGGCCAUCGACCACAAGUAUCCGCCGGAGGAGAGGGGAGACCUGCUCAUCUUCCUCAGUGGGGUGGCUGAGAUUGGGGCAGUGGUGGAGGCUGCACAGUCUUACGCGACCUUCACCAAGCGCUGGGUGGUCCUUCCUCUGCACAGCACCCUCUCUGUGGCCGAGCAGGACAAGGUUUUUGAUCUUGCUCCACCAGGAGUCCGGAAGUGCAUCAUUUCCACCAACAUUGCUGAGACUUCUGUGACCAUCGAUGGGGUCCGGUUUGUUGUGGAUUCAGGAAAGGUGAAAGAGAUGAGCUAUGACUCCAAGGCCAAGCUACAUCGCCUCCAGGAGUUCUGGAUCAGUCGAGCCAGUGCUGAGCAACGCAAGGGCCGGGCAGGCCGCACUGGGCCCGGGGUCUGCUACCGCCUUUAUGCUGAAUCAGACUAUGACAAUUUUGCCCCCUAUCCAGUGCCAGAGAUCCAGCGAGUAGCUCUGGAUGCCCUGAUUUUACAGAUGAAGAGCAUGGGCCUAGGCGAUCCCCGAGUGUUCCCUUUCCUGGAGCCACCCCUUCGGGCCAGCCUGGAGGCAGCCCUGGGCUAUCUAAAGUAUCAGGGCGCCCUGGACUCAGCAGAGGCCCUAACACCCAUUGGGACUCUCCUGGCUCAGUUGCCAGUUGAUGUGGUGAUUGGGAAGAUGCUGGUGUUGGGGACACUCCUGGACCUGGGUGCCCCGAUGCUCACCAUUGCCGCUGUCCUCAGCGUGCCCUCCCCCUUCCUGCACAGGGGUGGGGGGCGCAGGGACCUGGACUGCCUGGCAGCCCGGCGAAGUCUGGGGAGCCCACUGGGAGACCCCCUGACUCUUCUGAAUAUCUUCAACGCCUGGGUCCAGGAGAAAGUGGCUAAUCGCCGAGGAUCCCAGUGGUGGUGUCGGCGUCGGGGCCUGGAGGAGCACCGACUCUACGAGGCGGCCAAUCUGCGGCGCCAGUUUCAGGAACUGUUGCGGGACCACGGACUCCUGCGCCCUCCUGCUCAGCCUUGCAGCUCCUACACUCGACAGAGGAGGAGGCGGGAGCAUCGAGAGCUGCACAGACUCAAGCGGGAGCAUGAGCAGCAGGGCGGGCGCCGGCGGAAGCUGUUGCGGCUGCAGGAGGAGGAAGAGCAGGAAGGAGGAGGGUCCCGUUUUUCAUCUGGGGAAGAGGAGGAGGACAGUUCCUGCCUAGACAUUCAGGAUGUGAAUUUUCAGCUGCGGCAUGAUAUGGAGGAGCUGCAGGCAGCUGCCUGUGAAGGCCAUGAGCUCUCAACCGGCCAGUUGGCUCUGCUGCAGCUGGUGCUGGCUCGGGGCCUUUAUCCUCAGCUGGCUGCCCCCGACCCUUUCAACGAGACCCGCAAAGAUUCGGAACAGAUCUUCCACACGAGAGAGAAAGCCGGCCUUGUCCUGCACCCGACCAGUGUGUUUGCUGAUGCCCCAGAACUGCUGCAUUCAGACUCCAAGGCUAGCAAGGACCCAGCUGGAGGGCCAUCAAGGGCAGGAAUAAGACUUUUCCAGAGCUUAGGAAGGAUGGGAAGAGGCUUUCAGAGGGACCUGAGGCUUUCAGAGGGACCUGAGGGAGUGACCUUACUGCCCACAGAUGCCAAGGAGAGGAUGAUCAGCCACCCCCAAGUCCUGUCCUUCGUCUCAUUGCUGGAGACCCACAAGCCCUACCUGGUGAACUGUCUCCGCCUACCGGCACUGCAGGUGUUACUGCUUUUGGCUCGCUCUCUCGAUACCAACGCUGACUGCACACGCAUUGUGGCUGACUCCUGGCUUGAGCUCCAAAUCCCCGUGGCAGAGAUGGCUGUGCGGAUGCUCGGCAUUGCCUUACGUCUCCGGGCCUCUUGGGACAAAGUGUUGGACAGGUGUCUGCAAAGAUUGACAGGGCAGGCUGGGGAGGAAGAAGAGACAGAGGCAGCACCCCGCACCCCGGAGGUGUGCCAACUCACACACGAACUGUUGAGCUUCCUGAAGACGGAGGUCCAGUACACCUUCCGGCGAAUGACCCCUCUGGAGCAGCAGCACCUGUAUGGAGGCCCCAGGGUUGCACCUGAGGAGGCUAAAGGGCUGCCAAGCUUCUUCCAGGGAGUGCAGCUGGUGCCCCACGAGGUGAAAGGUGGCUACAGGAUUGGCGAGUUUCUGACAUUUAAUUGUCUGGCUGGGGAGGGAGAUCUGUACAGUGACUGCCUGCGCAGUUUCUGGACGUGCCCACGAUGUGGCCUUUACAUGCCCUUCACUCCUCUGGAGCGUGUGGCCCAUGAAGAGGGCUGCCAGUCGUCUGACCCUCAGGACGGGGAGCCUGGCUGCAAAGGGCCCAGAGGGGGCACAGUGCAGGCUGCAUCUGGCACCUGUGCCCUGCAGCAACUCUACCACUGUACCAUCUGCCAGGACAGCCUGCACCUCACACCCACAGAAAUCCUGAAGCAUCGGAAGCAGCAUCAGGGGUACCUGUGAAAGGACCCUUGGCUGAUUCUCAUAGGUGGAUCACUCCCUGGAACUGGCUGUGGCUCGGAGGAUGAGCCCAGAGAAAAGGGAGGCCAGCUGCUCCCCAAGAAACAUAAUUUGACCCCAUCAAGGUGAAUGAGUUCCUGUGGGGCAAGCCUGGUUUUGCUGCAAAAACCUUGAACUGAUGUGGGCAUACUGUAAUUGUCAGGCAUUACUUAUUUUAUUGCGGUCAUUAACCAGCACAUUUUAACCAUUCUGCUAAAAUAAAAUAUGCUAAUUUUAAGCUGGGAUUAUGAGGAUGUUUUAAUAAUAAAGUUAAUAAAAUCAACUAUACCAAUG
Molecule: messenger RNA, 4161 nt
Organism: Ahaetulla prasina
Lineage: Eukaryota; Metazoa; Chordata; Lepidosauria; Squamata; Colubridae
Gene: DHX34
Product: DExH-box helicase 34
Exons: 16
Coding region: 154-3831 (1225 amino acids)
Biological process (GO): nuclear-transcribed mRNA catabolic process, nonsense-mediated decay
Cellular component (GO): intracellular anatomical structure
Molecular function (GO): RNA binding
Source: RefSeq, a predicted model, not a curated record